UGAAUAUUCACAAAUGUAACGUUAUAUGCCUAAAUGGGUGGGAGUGAGUUCAGACGUGCACUUCAUCUCUACUUUGGUUUCGGGGCAAAGUUUGUGGCGUUAUCGCAGCCUUUGUCAAGGCGGAGUCUUCUUUCCAGUUGUCUAAUUCAAUAAGUUUGUCUUUGACAAUAAUGGCCGACAUCGAACAAGGGCAAGAACGAACACAAGCACAAGAGAAAAGAAAAAGACGACUACUGAUGUAUAAAGCCGCGAUGAGUGGUGACUGGGAAAUGGUUAAAGAUAUAUUUAUAACAUUUCCAGAAGAAGCAAAAGCGAAGGUGAAUACACAAGGAGAGACUAUCCUCCAUAUUGCUGUUGUAGCAAUGCACACUCAUUUUGUGAAGCAAUUGGUUCAAAUAUUAAGCAAAGAAGAUUUAGCUAUGCGAAAAGCACGCAAACACAUUCAACUAGCCGAAGACGGAAGUGUACAUUCUAGUGCUGAAACUGAAAGUGGAAAUACAGCUUUUUGGUAUGCUGCAAGAUCUGGAAACUUGGAAGUUGUCCAAGUUAUGAUGGAAAAGAAUCCUGAUUUGGCUAAGAUUAGAAGUGAUGUCGAAAAAAAACUACCGAUUUGCACCGCAGCUCGUUAUGGCCAUCGGAAAAUGGUUCGAUACCUUUAUGAUGCUACCAAAGAUCAAAUGGAAGAAGAUGAUCUCAUUGAUUUGCUAAUUAAUUUGGUCCAUACUCAAAUUUACGAUGUAGCACUAGAGGUUGUAGAAGCACAUCCAUUGUUAGUCACAAAGAAGGAUGCUAGAACUCAGAAUUCAGUAUUGCAUGAAUUUGCUCGAAAAUCUCAUAUAACUUCAGUGCAAAACUCAACAAUCUUAUCAAGUUUAAACAGAUUCGGAAAGAAGAAUGUGGUGCUUCAACAAGAAAUGGAACUACUUAAAACCAUAUGGGAGAAAAUAACAACACAAGUAGAUGACAUAGACAUUAGUUAUUUGAUGUUUGGAUCAUCUGGACGGGUAAUAUUUAUUGCAGCAGAACACGGAAAUGUGGAAUUCCUAAUGAUACUUGCAGGUUCAUAUCCAGAUGUACUGUUAAAAGUGAACGAAAAUGCUCAAACAAUAUUUCAUAUAGCUGUUUUGAAACGAUUUGAGAAUAUUUUCAAGCUGAUACACGAGUUAGGUUCGAUUAAGGACCUGAUAAAUGGAUACGUUGAUGGCAAUGGGAAUAACAUGUUGCAUUUGGCUGGAUAUUUGCCAUCAUCGAACCGACUUAAUUUUACACCAGGAGCAGCUCUUCAACUUCAGCAUGAGCUGGUGUGGUUCGAGGAAGUGAUGAAGGCUAUGAGUCCACAGCUAAUAGAUGCAAAGAACUAUGAUGGGCUCACUCCUAGAGAAGUAUUCUUAGAAGAACACAAAGAAUUAAGGAAAGAAGGAGAGGAAUGGAUGCGAAACACAGCCAAUUCAUGUAUGGUAGUUGCAACACUCAUUGCAACUGUAGUUUUUGCAUCUGCUUUUACUGUACCUGGUGGCCAUGGACAGGAUAAUGGGAUUCCUAUUUUUCUUGAACUGACUACUUUCAAAGUUUUCAUAGUAUCAGAUGCAAUAUCCUUAGUUUUCUCUGUUUCUACUGUAUUAUCAUUUCUUUCUAUUCUUACUUCUCGAUACUCGAUAGACGAUUUUCGCAUGUCAUUGCCUACAAAGUUGAUUUUGGGACUCUCAUUUCUUUUCAUAUCAAUAUUAGCAAUGAUGAUAGCGUUCAUUGCAACAUUUUUCAUUAUUUUUAAACAUGGGCAACUCAAAUUUGCUUAUCCUGUUGCUGUCAUUGCUUCUGUCCCAAUAUUUUUAUUCAUUUGGCAGCAUGCACUUCUCUUUUAUCAAGUUAUUCGUUCAACUUUUAUCUCCUCCUUACUUUUCCGACCCAAUAAAAAUCGUCUCUUCCGAUUAGAAAGUCAGAAAAGUAAGAAAUCUGAUUAAUUAGUGUGUUCUUCUUCGAUCACCUUUGUGUGUUUCCUUCCCGCAGUCAUUUUGAUUGAGAUUGAUCACUUUUUAUAUGUGUCUCUUUUUCAAUAAUUUGAUAUACUAUGCUUGAUGUAAGUUGUAUACCUUAGAGCAUUGUAAUAAUUAUAAUGGAAUAAAAAUAUUAUAUGAAUAAAUGAUCCAUUUUUUUUU
Messenger RNA from Jatropha curcas, 2156 nucleotides. RefSeq lists its product as uncharacterized. Gene Ontology annotation, molecular function: protein binding. Lineage: Eukaryota; Viridiplantae; Streptophyta; Magnoliopsida; Malpighiales; Euphorbiaceae. Gene Ontology annotation, cellular component: membrane. The record is from RefSeq and is a predicted model, not a curated record.